Molecule: messenger RNA, 390 nt
Organism: Musa acuminata AAA Group (dessert banana)
Lineage: Eukaryota; Viridiplantae; Streptophyta; Magnoliopsida; Zingiberales; Musaceae
Product: auxin-responsive protein SAUR32-like
Exons: 1
Coding region: 1-390 (129 amino acids)
Biological process (GO): response to auxin
Source: RefSeq, a predicted model, not a curated record
AUGGGGAAGCCUCUCGCUCCACUCGCUGAAGAGCCAAAGGCCACAGAAAAGACCACAAGCCAACUCAUCCCCUACUGCGGAGAAGAGAUGCAAGAGGACAAGAAGACGAAGGUGAAGAAGGGAUCGCUCACCGUGAGGGUGGGUCUCGAGGACGGAGAAGACGGUGGUGGCACUCGUAAGUUCGUCAUCCCUAUCUCUUACCUCUACCACCCCCUCUUCAAGCGCCUUCUCGAGUCGGCUCAGGAGGUCUACGGCUACCACUCGUCGGGGCCGCUCAAGCUUCCCUGCUCCGUCGACGACUUCCUCCAUCUCCGGUGGCUUAUCGAGAGGGAGUCGUCGCACCGCUCUCACCAUGGCGUCCACCACUCCUUCUCCUUGCACUCAUGCUGA